Messenger RNA from Kogia breviceps (pygmy sperm whale), 1082 nucleotides. RefSeq names its product Fas apoptotic inhibitory molecule (gene FAIM). The record is from RefSeq and is a predicted model, not a curated record. Gene Ontology annotation, biological process: positive regulation of neurogenesis; negative regulation of extrinsic apoptotic signaling pathway via death domain receptors; canonical NF-kappaB signal transduction. NCBI's taxonomy places the organism in Eukaryota, Metazoa, Chordata, Mammalia, Artiodactyla, Physeteridae.
AGGAGCGUCCAGAGGGAAGAGCACCUCCAGAGGCCCUGGGUGAGAAGGACCUUGCAACAUUUGAGGAUCUAAAUGAAGUCAGAGGAGGCAGGCGCAACAUCAAACACAGGGCCUCGCGCCAACCCUAAGGAGUUUUGAUCUUUAAAGAAAUAGCCAGCAGCCUUACAGGGUUUCAAGGAGCGAAUGCCACGAUUGGAUUUACCUGCCCCGCGGCUACAGAGCAGCCCUCCUUACAGCCUGGAAAAAAUGACAGAUCUCGUAGCUGUUUGGGAUGUUGCUUUAAGUGAUGGAGUCCAUAAGAUUGAAUUCGAACAUGGGACCACAUCAGGCAAACGAGUGGUAUAUGUAGAUGGGAAGGAAGAGAUAAGAAAAGAAUGGAUGUUCAAAUUAGUGGGCAAAGAAACCUUCUGUGUUGGAGCUGCAAAGAUGAAAGCAACCAUAAAUAUAGAUGCUGUCAGUGGUUUUGCUUAUGAAUAUACUCUGGAAAUUAAUGGGAAAAGUCUCAAGAAGUAUAUGGAGAACAGAUCAAAAACCACCAAUACUUGGGUAUUACAUUUGGAUGGUGAGGACUUUAGAGUUGUGUUGGAAAAAGACACUAUGGAUGUAUGGUGCAAUGGUAAAAAAAUGGAGACAGCAGGUGAGUUUGUAGAUGACGGGACUGAAACUCACUUCAGUAUUGGGAACCAUGACUGUUACAUAAAGGCUGUCAGUAGUGGGAAGCGGAAAGAAGGGAUUAUUCAUACUCUCAUUGUGGAUAAUAGAGAAAUCCCAGAGAUUCCUGAAUGACUUCAUGAUAAUGAAUUUUAAUCUUAAGAAGAUCAGGACUUUUAACUUACUGUGGUGAUUAAAUAUGUUCAGUAUGUACUUUUCAGUACAUUUUGUCGCCAUGUUUUUAUUUUUUAGUUACUUGAAACUGUAAUGUUCCAAAGGUCAGAAAAAAAAUUAUGUAUCAUAAAUAUUGCAAUUUAUUUGGUAAUAAUGUAAAAUAUUUUAACGUCAAAUGGGAAAUAAGAUACGGACCAAAAAUCACUAGUGUUUUACAAGAGCAACUUUUACUAUAAUAAAUGCUAUAAAAUAAAAUC